UCCGGCAGUCACAGCUUCCCAGACCCCCAUUCCUGUCGAGAACCGAUCAAGCGACCCAAUCCAACAAAAUGAACGACGAGAACCCCAGUGUGGAGGAGCAGCGCGAGCGGAUCGACAACGCGAUGAUCAACGCCCUGGACGACCUGGACCGCGAGUACCUGCGCAAGCUGGAGAUCCAGAUGCACGUCUGUGCCACCAAGUGCUGCGCCAACUCGGACGCCAGCGCCGAGGCGGUCCAGCGCUGCGUCGACCGCUGCCAGUUGCCCCUCACCCGGGCCCGCUGCUACGUCCAGCAGGAGCUCUCCGAAUUCGAGAACCGCCUGGAGACCUGCGUGCAGAAGUGCCACCAGAUGAGGGGGGGCGGUGGGGACUGCCACCUGGAGCGCUGCUCCAUCGAAUGCAUCGACGGGCACGUGGCCCUGCUGCCGGAGAUGCUCCGGGCCAUGCGGGUCACCCUGGAGAAGGGCCUGUGAGGGCCAUCCCCAUCCCCAGCCACUAGCGUUAUAUUUUUGUUACCUUCCAUAAACCACCGAAAAUGGAAUGUUGUUCCGUUGUUGCACCCAAAGUAGUUGGUCGGUUGCGUAUUCCUUGGAGUAAUUAACAAAUGCAUUCCGUUGGAUAAUCAGAAGAAUGAACUACUUGCUGACCUUAUCUGUAAAUACACUUAGUUGCUGGAGCCAUAACUCAGUUUUUAAUUAUCGCCGGAGAGUGGCUUAAAAGGGGCUGCCUUCUUGGCGGCCAUUCAUUCCAGAAUGCAUCACCUUGGGGGCCUCGGCUGCCUCCUCCUGCUGGCCGUCUCUGGCAUGGCCCUCGAUCUGAGACCGAGGGGUGUCCUGUUCCCCGAAAGUCUCAAAGGAUCUCUCGAACAGUUCGGCUUGAAUGAAGAGAGCGCUGAUCUUAUCGUUGGAACCUACGAAGAAUUGAGGACCUGCCUCCAGCAACAGGAUAACUUCAACAAGAGGGUCCACUUGGUAGACCAGCUGGUCAAGGACCUCAUAGCUGGACUGGGCACAACCCUGAAGAAAAGGUCACUAGAUUACUGAAUGAAGCUUGGUAUGAAGCUAAGAGAGUCCUUGUAGAGGCAGAUCCAAAUACAAUUAAAAAAGGACCCUUUCCGCCCUGCAA
Drosophila bipectinata is the source of this 1125-nucleotide messenger RNA. Its product is annotated as protein FAM136A. NCBI's taxonomy places the organism in Eukaryota, Metazoa, Arthropoda, Insecta, Diptera, Drosophilidae. Gene Ontology annotation, cellular component: cytoplasm. The record is from RefSeq and is a predicted model, not a curated record.